Cyphellophora europaea CBS 101466 is the source of this 1335-nucleotide messenger RNA. RefSeq lists its product as uncharacterized. Gene Ontology annotation, molecular function: DNA-binding transcription activator activity, RNA polymerase II-specific; transcription cis-regulatory region binding. Lineage: Eukaryota; Fungi; Ascomycota; Eurotiomycetes; Chaetothyriales; Cyphellophoraceae. The transcript is spliced from 5 exons. Gene Ontology annotation, cellular component: RNA polymerase II transcription regulator complex. The record is from RefSeq and is a predicted model, not a curated record. The coding region runs from base 1 to 1335 and encodes 444 amino acids.
AUGGCUGGACUACCUGGGGGCCAAAUCCCAGGCCAUGGCAUGCCAACUCCUGGGGCUGAAUCCUGGGGCACUCCUGAUGAUUACACCCUAUCAGCGCACGGAGACAAUGGCAUGCCAGACCCCAAUUCCUUGGGCAUGGGCUAUCUGAGAGGUUUCCAGGGCAUGCAGAAAAAGACUACUCGGGACGGCCAGCCGGCGAAACGACGCGGUCCGAAACCAGAUAGUAAACCGGCGCAGACAAGGCGGCAGGAACUCAACAGGCAGGCCCAGAGUAGGACGCACAGAGAACGCAAGGAGCAAUAUAUCAAAGCUCUUGAAUUGGAGCUUUCGCGCCUGAAAGAAGCCUAUGUGAACUACACCAAUGAUAAGACGACACAAAUCCAGGAGCGUGACCUCGUCAUUCAGGAGCAGCGGAGAGAGAAUAACAUCUUGCGUCAGGUCCUAGCCGCUCACGGGAUCGCGUAUGAGAACGAACUUGAGGCACGCAAGGUCAAUAUGGGGAUGCAAGUCAAGCGAGAUGCCAGCAAUAGCCUGUCACCCAACCCGAUGUCGGUCAAACCCCAUCCUUAUCAGACCCUGGCGACCGGACCUUCAUCGACCAUCAAUUACUCUCCCAUGCGUGACACAUCGUACGCCAACGGGGGCUCGUUAAGCGUCGGACACUCGCCCGGCACUGCUACGCACCAUAGCUCCCCCUCUGGCCCCGAGGUUCAGGAAUACUCACCGUAUAACCCCAUCAAGCUGGAGCACCAAGGGGUGCCUGAUAUGCCGAUAGGAAUUUUCGAGAAGGACCCGCAGCUGGGCAUCGAUUUCAUCUUGCAACUGGAACACACCUGUCGAGAUCAUGAUGAAUUUCUGGUGCGCCGAUCAGCUGCCUCGCCGGACGAUGACGAGAAUUCGUUGUAUUCUGGCCAUGCAUUGAUGGCCACCUGUCCACCACCAAGCCAUAUCGCUUCUGUGCCAUCCGCGUCUGGUGGUCUUGAGCCAACCUACGAGCAUAAGAUGCCAGAUGCGAGCACCCUCGAAGCCUUGAACGGCUUGCUGAAUCUCAGCGCGGUGAUUCGAGAUUCGCACGCCAUUCCCGGCGGGCAAGUGACGCCGGUGAUGGCACUUCAAUGCCUGCGAGGCCAUCGAAACUAUCAAACUCUUACGAGAGAUGAUGUGAUCCGCAUGAUCGAAUCUAUCAAAGGCAACGUGCGGUGCUACGGCUUCGGAGCGGUCAUGGAAGACUUUGAGCUGCGCGAUGCACUUUCGAGCAUCUUCGCAACCAAGCCCGAAAUGUAUGAAGAAUUUGACGAGUAUACCGCUGGUAUCGACGACGACAUGUACGCAUAG